Puntigrus tetrazona (Sumatra barb) is the source of this 6080-nucleotide messenger RNA. RefSeq names its product leucine-rich repeats and immunoglobulin-like domains 2 (gene lrig2). The record is from RefSeq and is a predicted model, not a curated record. The transcript is spliced from 18 exons. Gene Ontology annotation, molecular function: protein binding. The coding region runs from base 458 to 3604 and encodes 1048 amino acids. NCBI's taxonomy places the organism in Eukaryota, Metazoa, Chordata, Actinopteri, Cypriniformes, Cyprinidae.
GGCCUCCAGCAGCACGUGACGGAGGGGUGGAUCACGUGUCAACGGAAGAAGGUGCUUUUGUUUUUCCUUGGGAAAAAAAAGUCGAGGAACAAUGUUUGGAAAGCCGAUUUUCGCGUCUACUUUAUUUUUCUCUCAAAUGCAUACGAACAGUCUCACAUAGGGCAUGAAGUCUCUCGGAAUGCCUCAAUCACGUUUCCGCGUCUUGAAGCUUGUUUGACGCUCCGUUCGGGAAUUCUUAAAGGUGCAGAGAUUGCAAGGCGGAAGAAGGCAAUUUCGAAGGGAAGAGCUAAGAGAGCCAAGAAAUGGGCCCGGGUUGAUUUCACCAGAGCGCUGCGAUGUUUUUCCAGUUUAGUUCGGAGUUAUAUAAAAUCAUAUUUCUAUUCUAAAACGCAGAUUAGUCUCCGUGUCUCCUUAAUGUCAUAAUCUGGACUGAUCGUUUGCGAUCAAGAAGCUCAAAAUGGCGGAGGGCUGUCCCAUCCCCCAGGCCCUGUUCCUGCUUCUAGUGAGCGUCGUGGGUCUGGACGCUUGCCCUUCUCCCUGUACGUGUUCUGGUGGUCCAGGUGCAGCGCAAUUGCUGGAUUGCAACAGGAAAAGACUGGGUGCUACAGCUCUGGAAACUCCAGCCUGGAUCACCCAUGCGUCAAUGAAUCAGAAUGAACUUACAGCGGUGCCUUUUCUUGGAGAUGCCUCAUCCAACAUAACAGUUCUGUCACUCGUUCAUAACCGAAUCUCUGAAGUCGCGGCAGAGCAGCUUUUGCCAUACUCUUCUCUAGAAAGUCUGGACCUGAGCUCUAAUUCUAUAUGUGAGCUUAAGUCCGGAUCAUUCCCUCCCAUGCAGCUGAAAUACCUCAACCUGAGCAAAAACAAGAUAAGCUCCUUGGAACCCGGUUGUUUUGGAAACAUCAGCUCUCUUCUGGUGUUGAAGAUAAACCAGAACAGACUCUCUCUGCUGCCUGAUAAAGUCUUCACCCUCUUUCAGCUCCAAGUCUUAGAGUUGAGGCGCAACAGGAUUCGUGUCGUUGAAAGUCUAAUAUUCAAAGAACUAAAGGCUCUUAAGUCGUUGAAGAUGCAGCGCAACGGCAUCACGAAGCUGAUGGAUGGAGCUCUCUUCGGUUUGGAAAACAUGGAGGAGCUAGAGUUGGAGUAUAAUAAUCUGACGGAGCUGAAUAAGGGCUGGCUGUAUGGCCUGCACAUGCUCAGGAUUCUGCGAGUGAAUCAGAACAACAUCGGACUCAUUCGAGCUGAUGCCUGGGAGUUUUGCCAUCGACUGGAAGAGCUGGAUUUGUCUUUCAAUCACUUGAGUCGUCUGGAGGAUUGGGUGUUCUCUGGUCUCAGUCUCCUGCAGAGUCUCAACUUGGGUGACAAUCAAAUCACACACCUGGGAGAAGGAGUGUUCAGCGGGCUAUCUAACGUCCGUACACUGGACAUCCGUAAUAAUGAGAUAUCCCUCGCCAUCGAGGACUUGGUUGGCAUGUUUGUGGGUUUGAAGAGGCUGAACUCGCUAGGUUUACAGAAUAAUAAAAUCAGGACCAUCACUAAGAGAGCGUUUGAGGGUCUAAUGGAGCUGGAGCAUUUGGACCUGAGCAGGAAUGGCAUCAUGUCUAUUCAUCCUGAUGCUUUUACUCAUUUAAAACUCAAAAAACUUGAUCUGAACACCAGCAGUCUUCUAUGUGACUGUCAGCUCCAGUGGUUGGGCCAGUGGUUGAUUGACAGUCAGUUCCAGCAAUCCUGCAGUGCCGUCUGUGCUCAUCCCGCUUUCCUGGCAGGAUCUAGCGUGCUCGAGAUUAAACCAGAGGAAUUUGUCUGCAAUGACUUCCCUAAACCUCAGAUCAGUGCUCAUCCCAAGACCGCUGUGGCCUUGCGGGGGACCAACGUCACUCUGAACUGCUCUGCAUUCAGCAGCAGCGAUUCUCCCAUGAGCACCGCCUGGCGCAAAGACGGAGAAGUGCUGUAUGAAGCCCAGGUGCAGAACUACGCUCGCUACCAGGAUCACCGCCUCCUCUACACCACCGUACUCCACCUGCUCAAUGUUAAUUUCACUGAUGAGGGCCAGUACCAGUGUGUGGUCUCCAACCAUUUUGGGUCCAACUACUCCACCCUGGCCAAGCUGACUGUUAAUGAGCUCCCCACCUUCCUGAAGACGCCCAUGGACCUGACCAUCCGCACCGGCACGGUCGCUAGAUUGGAGUGCGCUGCUGAGGGACACCCGACACCACAGAUCGCCUGGCAGAAAGACGGCGGUAUCAAUUUCCCUGCGGCCCGUGAAAGAAGGAUGCAUGUCAUGCCAGACGAUGACACUUUUUUCAUUGCUAAUGUAAAGACGGAGGAUAUGGGCGUCUAUAGCUGUACAGCCAAAAACGAGGCGGGCAGUCUGUCAGCUAAUGCCACUCUUACUGUUCUAGAAACCCCAUCAUUCCAGCGCCCUCUAGAGGACCGUAACGUUGCCCGAGGCGAGACUGCUGUCCUCCAGUGCAUAGCUCGUGGUAGCCCCGCCCCCCGCCUCAACUGGACCAAAGACGACGCCCCAUUGGUGUUGACGGAACGCCAUUUCUUCGCUGCAGCCAAUCAGCUGCUCAUAAUCGUAGAUGCCAGCCCUGCUGAUGCUGGGAAAUACACGUGCAUCAUGUCCAAUACGCUCGGCACAGAGCGCGGUCAUAUCUACCUCAGCGUAUCGCCCUCGGCCAACUGUGACCCGGUGACCAGCAUAUACAGUCAGGACGGAUGGACAACAGUUGGCAUCGUUGUGAUGGUAGUUGUCUGCUGCGUUGUCGGCACCUCGCUUGUGUGGGUCAUCGUCAUUUAUCACAUGAGGAGAAAGAGUGAAGACUACAGUAUAACAAAUACAGAUGAAAUGAACCUUCCAGCGGACAUUCCCAGUUACCUCUCAUCUCAGGGUACUCUGUCCGAGCCUCAGGAAGGCUACAGUAACUCAGAGAAUGGAAGCCACCAGCAACUUAUGCCGUCUCAUGCUAACGGUUACGUUCACAAAGGCACUGAUGGAGUAUGUUACGGUGAAGUGAGCAGCGAUGUUGAUCCAGAUGCCAGUGGAAUGCUGGGUAGUCGUGUGGGCUCUUUCUUUGCUGGACGUAGCAGCUUCCACCGGAGCGAACCCAGAGAGGGACAAGCAAAUAUCCCUAAUGGUGGACCAGGCCCUCUAGUCAUCUGCUCAGACUGCUACGACAAUGCCAAUAUCUACUCGCGAACCCGUGAGUACUGUCCAUACGCCUACCUGACAGAGGACGACCCACUUGUGUCUCAGAUCUCUCGGGACGGACACCAGAGCUGCCAUCAAGAGCGGGAUCAGCACGCCGAGCAAGCAGACGCGGCACUGGAGAGUUUUAUAAGUCAGCAGAAUGCCUCCGUAUUCCUCACCAACCAUGAACCACGACUACCAGCGACGCAACACUAUAGUACUGAUGUCCCAGGCAGGUCAUUUUGGGAUGAGGAAGAGACCCACUCAUCCAUCCAUGCCCAGGGCUCAGUGACUGUACACAAGCCCCCAAUGGGUCUCUCCUCUGGGGAAGGCAGAGAGGAGAGGAGUGGGCCACUGGAGGAAGGCUCAUACAGGACUAACCCACAGGAAAGCUCCUCAGCGCCCACAUAAACCCAACCUGCCCCGUCUUCCCCAGUCCUUUUGACCCCAAACAUCACCACCCUGUCCUUCAGUCGCCUCCCAGUGCCCUCGGCCCACUACCUCCUUUGAGAAGCCUCAUUAUCUGCCAAAUGAAACGCCUCUCUCUUCAAUGUUUACACUGCUUCUCCUGUCCCUCCCCACCAUGUUCCUUUGUGACCCACUGGGAUUUGCCGAAAACUCUUUCAGACAGGAGACAGAUUCCCCCGCUUUCACCAUUCCUCAGCUAACCGGUCUGGUUUGAGCCCUGAAUGUAACAUUUCCAAGAGCUCCACUAGUCCUACCGCAUCCUGUGGCGUACAAAUUAUGCAAUGUUUGUUUGUUUUUCCCGCCUACUCAAGAGCAUUGAGCCUUUUUGCAUAUGCCAAAGCUUGACCGAAACUCCCGCAUAACUUGCUUUUGCUGUGGUACAGGACCUGUACGAAUACUGACUGUGAAGAUUGGACUGCCAAAAGAGGGCAGUGGUGUUCUCUGCGUGACGUCAGAGGCCCAAUUACCUGUAUUGCAUUUCUCAUUGCUAUUGGCAAACGGUACAGACUGAUGACAAAUAAUGUGUUAAUAGAGUUGAUGGCUCUGUUGUUUCCACUGUUAUUAUACGCCAGAGUUACUGUUAUGUCUUUAAUCUUAUUUUUUUAUUUUUUUGUGUAGUGCUUCUCACAAACCUAAACCUAUUUCUCAAUUUCGCUCUUUUCGUCUAUAAAAGACAGCAAGAAAGACCGGAUAUGUUGCACCUUUGACAAUCUUCCCAGGACAGCCUUAUACGAAUCCUAAUAUGCUAACUUUUCUUUUACCCUUAUCUUUCCAUGUUAAGCUUUCGUAUUAGUAUUUUGUGUAUUUUGCGACAAUUUCCAUUUGUAUUGGUUUUUCCUCAUUUGCAAGCGCACAUCGGACCGGCUAUAUCCCGACUGACCAGUAGAAGACCGAUUGAGCGUUUUAGAGAAUUUCUUGCAAUUCCAUUUGUUCCCCUGCUAGUGUAAAAAUCCCACAAUUCACUUUUUUUUAAAUGUGUAUAUGCUGCAUUUGGUUUCGUUUGUUACUGCUGGAUCAAACUGGUCUCGUCGAGUUAUUUGCCUACAUCUUAAUCUGAGGUGUGAAAACCAUUUUGACAUGCCUAGUCAUUUUUAUCAUUUUGACCUUUUGAUCAUUUGGCUGGAUUUUAAAUGUUACCUGUAAACAUUAUCUUAAGAGGCUGUGUCCAAAAUCAAAGGAAGCUGCCUUACAGUCCUGCUGCCCUGGCGCCUUUUAAGGACACGCGUUUUAGACAGACUUUAACAUUUGAUGAUCUGAAGCAAGGUCGCAUUUAAUAGCUACAGUUGUCAUUUCUCAGUAGAAAUUGGGCAAAAAUACACGAAAUGCACAUUAAUGUAAUACAUUAAUCGCAUGCACAGGAUUGCUAGUUGACAGGUUUUGGACACAGCCGCUACUUUGCUAUCAAGGUGCCGUCACAUUUACAUUCAUGUGGUGAAAUGCAGUCGUGUCUAUAGAAUUUGCCUGUGCAGAUUUAGCAUAGGAUUGAAGUUCGUUACACUUUAAACACAAAUCGCAGUCUUUACCAGUAUAAAGCUGUGGUCACAUGCUGCUCUGCCAAACUUUGCAGGUGAAAUUCAGAGUUCUGUUUAGCUUAGAAGAGACUUUCGAGUAAUGGACCUUCUUUGCCCACAAAUCUUCGCCUUAAGAUUCAGACUCGCUUCAUUGCUCGACAUUUUGUGUCGAUCCUGGAUCAAAUCUGAACCGUUUAUUUUUGUUCAGAAAGCUCCAAACAUUUUGCACUUUCAGCACACGAAAGCCGUGUAUCUCGCAGAUAUCUGCGGUCACCGUCUUCCCCCGUCCCCCGUCUUUUAUUGGAAAUGCUUUUGUUUUUAAUCACCUUCCAACUGUGAUAACUACCCCUUGAUUUGCAUAUUGAUUUGUUGCAUUUUGCACAAUCUCUCGCCUUGCCGUUAGCUAUACAGUUACACUAAUCAGAGUCAAAUGAUUUGUGUGACUCCUCGCUGUGUCAGGAAAGGAGCGUGUGUCAUCAGCGGCUUCCAGCUACGUUUAAAACAUCUAGGUUUUGAGAAUUACUCUUAAUGCUUGCUUGGUCUCUCCCGGUUGAGCUUGUGAGAGAUUUGUGCGAAGCAGUAGCGGUUUUAUUUCUCUCUGAAUCAUACAGGACUUUGUUGGGGUCUUUAGAAAUGUACAAGUGUGAUUUCACUUACAGAUUUGCACCAAAGAAAAAUCCACACGGAUCGAACAUUCCUGCCUUCUGCAAACCAAAGUUUUGCUUAAAUGCUUUGACGAUAUUUAAAUGCUGCUUUUUUUUUUAAAUGUUACGUUCAUUUUUUUUGUGUAUUGUUUUGUAUGCUGUAUCUGUACAUUCUGUAAAGCAUGUAUAAAGAACAUUAUGUUUCAGAAAGUUCUGACAUUUAGCUGACAUUUAAACAAUAAAAUGAAUUCGGAUGCAUCAGGA